GCCGCCGUUCCUCCCGGAGCCCCGCGAUGCUCCGCCGCCGCCUGCCCCUGCUCGGGCCCGGGCUGCUGCUGCUGCAGACGGUGUGCGCUGGCGGUCACAUCCCCAAGACCUUGGGCUACCUGGAGAUGGGCACCUCCGGCCUCCUCAAGGACGUGCCCUACGGCACCCUGAAGCCCCCGGCGCUCGACCCCGGGCGGCUGAUCCCGGCAGAGCCCCCCAGGGGCGCGGGGGCACCGGCGGGCACCGGCCGCAGCCCCUGGGACUGGCAGAAGAACCAGACGGCCGGGGAGCUGCUGAGCCCCCGCUCCCACCGCAAGCCCACCCUCAAAUCCAGCCGCACCAAGAAGAUUUUCGGUUGGGGAGACUUCUACUUCAACAUCAAAACGCUCAAAUUCAGCCUCCUGGUGACGGGCAAGAUCGUCGACCACAUCAACGGCACCUUCAGCGUCUACUUCCGACACAACUCCUCCAGCCUGGGCAACGUCUCCGUCAGCAUCGUGCCCCCUUCCAAGGCGGUGGGCUUCGAGGUGCUGGUGCCAGCGCUGCCACGACCACCGCCCCCUCCCCAGCAGAGCACCCUGCCCGAGGGGCGCCCGGCCAAGGCGCUCAAUUGCCACGUGGAGUACGAGAAGACGAACCGGGCGCGGAAGAACAAGCCGUGCCUCUACGACCCGUCCAAGGUGUGCUUCACGGAGCACACGCAGAGCCACGCGGCCUGGCUGUGCGCCAAGCCCUUCAAGGUCAUCUGCAUCUUCAUCUCCUUCCUCAGCAUCGACUACAAGCUGGUGCAGAAGGUCUGCCCCGACUACAACUUCCAGCACGACAAUCCCUACUUCGGCUGACGGGGAAGGGGGUGGGUGGGGGACAAGGGGGGGUUUUGGUGGCACUCGGGGUCUCCUGUCACCCCCGCGGCAGCCUCCUCUUCCUCACUCUGUGCUGGGGGUCCUGGACCCCCCCCAAUGCCAUCCCAUCACUGGGAUUGAGUUGGCUCUGGGGGUUGCAGGUUUGCCCCCCCCACCCAAAAUGACAUCCCAUCCCUGCAGCACAAGGGGGUACAGCCGGUUCUGGGGGUCCCACCCACCCAGUUCUGGGGGUCCCACGCACCCACUGAGACCCCAACACUGAGGAGCCCAUACUGGGGUAGAGCUGGUGCUGGGGGUCCUGGACCCCCACACAGAGACCCAUCAUUGGGGUACACUGGUCUGGGGGACCCACAUUGACCCAUCAUUGGGGUACACCUGUUUUUGGGGGUCCCCUCCACUCCUGAGACUCAUCAUGGGGGUACACCUGGUCUGGGGGACCCCCUUUGAGACCCAUUCCCGGGGUACACCUGUUCUGGGGGUCCCAGCCCCCUGAGACCCAUCAUUGGGGUACACCUAUUUUGGGGGUCCCCUUUACCCACUGAGACUCCAUCCCCGGGGUUCACCUGUUCUGGGGGUCCCCCAUUGAGACCCCCCCCUCUUCCUGGGGUCCCCUCUGUGCCCUGAGACCCAUCAUUGGGGUACACCUGUUCUAGGGGACCCCCUCUGAGACCCAUCAUUGGGGUACACCUGAUCUGGGGGACCCCUCCAUCCCCUGAGACCCAUCACUGCAGCCCCCCGUUCUGGGGUACACCAGUUUUUGGGGGUCCCCUCCAUCCCCUGAGACCCAUCAUGGGGGUACACCUGGUCUGGGGGACCCCUCCAUACCCUGAGACCAUCAUUGGGGUACACCUGUUUUUGGGGGUCCCCUUCACCCCCCGAGACCCCUCCCGGGGGUUCACCUGUUCUGGGGGUCCCCCAUUGAGACCCCACCUGUUUUGGGGGUCCCCUCCACCCCCCGAGACCCCUCCCCGGGGUUCACCUGUUUUUGGGGGUCCCAGCCCCCUCCCCCACUGACCCCCCCUCCUUGCAUCCUGUGCUGGCAAUCCCGGACCCCCUCCCCACCCACUGAGACCCCCACCCACCCCCCAAACCCACCCCUGCCCCACCCAUCGGGUACAACUGGUGCUGGGGGUCCCACCCCCCCCCCCCCGCUCAC
Passer domesticus (house sparrow) is the source of this 2019-nucleotide messenger RNA. It is a transcript of the gene NXPH4, whose product is annotated as neurexophilin 4. The transcript has 2 exons. Lineage: Eukaryota; Metazoa; Chordata; Aves; Passeriformes; Passeridae. Gene Ontology annotation, molecular function: signaling receptor binding. Bases 27 to 842 code for a protein of 271 amino acids. The record is from RefSeq and is a predicted model, not a curated record.